Heterostelium album PN500 is the source of this 303-nucleotide messenger RNA. RefSeq lists its product as uncharacterized. NCBI's taxonomy places the organism in Eukaryota, Evosea, Eumycetozoa, Acytosteliales, Acytosteliaceae. The record is from RefSeq and is a predicted model, not a curated record. Bases 1 to 303 code for a protein of 100 amino acids. The transcript has 4 exons.
AUGACUACAAAAUUGUUAGCGAAUCAAUUAAAUGGUUUAAUGAAAGAUCCAGUGGAGGGAUUCACAGUUGAAUUGGUUAAUGAAUCAUCACUCUAUGAAUGGAAGAAUUUAAUAAUUAUAAAAUAUAACAAUGUGUUUUAUUUCAAUCAUCGAUGGCAAUCAAUCAAUCAUCCUAAAUAUCCAAUACAUAGAUGGACAGUAGAUCAACAUAUAUUCCAGUCACUCUCAUCAACAUCAUCAUUAUACCUCUUACUUUCAGGUGUUUAUUAUAUGAGAAUCCUAUCUUUUUAUUUCUAUUUUUAA